Messenger RNA from Phytomonas sp. EM1, 1288 nucleotides. The record is from the annotation of a GenBank genome assembly. NCBI's taxonomy places the organism in Eukaryota, Euglenozoa, Kinetoplastea, Trypanosomatida, Trypanosomatidae.
UGUAUCAUUUUAUUAGUUACGGAUUUUGUCUACAAACGGUGUUAGAAAUGAAUACAGCAACUCAUGCAUUAAAAAAUAGGUGGUUUGUUAGCUUUCUCCCCCUCAUUACUGCUGAAAUGGUCAACACGGAGUUUAAAGGGGAUUGGAAGAUGGCGUCUGAGCAGCUGAUGCAGCGUUUAGACUGGUUGAAGACAGUCGAAGAGGUGUGGUCUACGAUGAACUCGCUGCCGCGCAUCCAGCAGAUCGGUGUAGGCAGCACAUUCAUCAUGUCCAGAGAGAACAAAGACCCUAGUUUCGAGGCGUUUCCAGACGGAUCCCGCGUGAUAAUUAACUUCUUCAAGACACCGGGAACGGAGAAGGGAAUGGAGACUGUAAUUGCUGUUGUGCUUGGGGAGACCAUUGCACAUGAGGUGAGUGACGGUCUGGCCGUCUGCGACGUGAUUCGAAUUGUCGUUCGACCUACUCGCGAGUAUCCAGAUAUGAUACGAGUUGAGGUGUGGCUCAACGACUCUUCCUUUUCCUCAAAAGUGGUAGCGUUCAUGAAGAAGGUGCUUGCAGAGCGUGGUGUCACCAGCAACCUCUACAACAUCUCCGUGAAUUCCUUUGAAGGGGUGACGAAGAAGCAAGCAUCACUGACGCAGCGCCCUGCGGGCUUUCCGUUUUCCAAAUCCACUGAAAAGGAGGAAGCGGUGGUGAAGGUGGCGGCGGUGGAUGAGGCCGCGAAGUCUUAGGAUAAUGCUACUACUGCCGCGAGCGUGCUUGAAGAGGAUGGUUAUCAGAUUUAGUCUGACACAUAGAUGGGGUAAUAAGUAUCGUGAAUACAAACCUGUGUGAACACCAUGGUGUUGUAUUUUAUCCUUUUCUUCUAUACUCUGACGCUUACUUUCCAAACUGCUUCAUAUUACAUUUAAACAUUCGAGUGCUUAUUCUAAAUUCGUUCAGAUCUAAUUAAAACAUUUUUCCAUAAACCUUUUGUACAGCACUAUAGGGAAAAGAAGAGUGUCACAAGGAGGUAAAAAAGUAUGUUGUGAAAAAGGCGUGUACAUUUUAAUAUAUAUGUAUAUUUACUUCUAUUAGAGCAUCGUUGCAUUACCAUUAUUAUCGUUGCCGCACACAUAUCUGUUUUAUCACAAUCCACACGUUGCUUCUAUUUCCACUUUCGAAUGGUUUUGAAAUGUUAGUAACAUUAACACAAACACGCUUGAUUAAAAAUCCUUCUACGUGAAGAAUGGGAUUGAGUAUAAGUAAAAGCGAUUUUUUAUUUGCAUUAAUAGUAUUUAUUUCCACU